This is a messenger RNA of Alligator sinensis (Chinese alligator), 3800 nucleotides long. RefSeq names its product mitogen-activated protein kinase kinase kinase kinase 5 (gene MAP4K5). The transcript has 33 exons. Bases 5 to 2614 code for a protein of 869 amino acids. Gene Ontology annotation, molecular function: MAP kinase kinase kinase kinase activity; ATP binding. Lineage: Eukaryota; Metazoa; Chordata; Crocodylia; Alligatoridae. The record is from RefSeq and is a predicted model, not a curated record. Gene Ontology annotation, biological process: protein phosphorylation.
CAUCAUGCGGCGCAGCCCGCAGCAGGACUACGAGGUGAUCCAGCGGGUGGGCAGCGGCACCUACGGCGACGUCUACAAGGCUAGAAAUCUGCAUACAGGAGAGUUGGCUGCUGUAAAAAUGAUCAAGUUAGAGCCAGGUGAUGACUUUUCCUUGAUCCAGCAAGAAAUAUAUAUGGUUAAAGAAUGCAAGCACUGCAAUAUUGUAGCCUACUUUGGGAGCUAUCUCAGCCGUGAAAAGCUGUGGAUAUGUAUGGAAUAUUGUGGAGGUGGAUCACUUCAAGACAUAUAUCACGUAACAGGACCGCUGGCAGAGUUACAAAUUGCAUAUGUCUGCAGAGAAACUUUGCAGGGUCUUUCUUAUUUGCACGUAAAAGGCAAAAUGCAUAGAGAUAUAAAGGGUGCCAAUAUUCUGCUAACAGACCAUGGUGAUGUGAAGUUAGCUGACUUUGGUGUAGCAGCAAAAAUAACAGCCACCAUUGCGAAGAGAAAAUCUUUUAUUGGUACCCCUUAUUGGAUGGCUCCAGAAGUUGCAGCAGUGGAAAAGAAUGGCGGUUACAACCAGCUCUGUGAUAUCUGGGCAGUUGGCAUAACAGCAAUUGAACUGGCAGAGCUUCAGCCACCCAUGUUUGAUCUUCAUCCAAUGAGGGCCUUAUUUUUAAUGUCAAAAAGCAAUUUUCAACCUCCAAAGCUAAAGGAGAAAGCAAAAUGGUCAUCCACAUUCCAUAAUUUUGUGAAAAUAGCACUUACAAAAAAUCCAAAGAAGAGACCAACAGCAGACAGGCUCCUUACUCAUAGUUUUGUAGGCCAGCCUGGUCUUUCAAGAUCUCUAGCAGUCGAGCUGUUGGACAAAGUGAAUAAUCCUGACAACCACGCACACUACAGUGAAGCUGAUGAUGAUGAUUUUGAGCCCCACUCUGUUAUUCGCCAUACGAUUCGCUCUACAAACAGGAAUGUUAGAGCAGAAAGAACGGCGUCGGAGAUAAAUUUUGACAAGCUGCAGUUUGAGCCUCCCUUACGGAAAGAAACAGAAGCUCGGGAUGAAAUGAUUGUGGCAGGAGGUGCAGACUUUGCUUCACAUUGGAGUCCUUUUGUUGAUGGUGGAAGCAGCAGCAAGGGACCGCUUACAAAAUUUGGCGAUGGCAGUGAAGAUAUUGAAGAAUCAACCCUAAAGCGAGCGGGGCCACCUCCACUACCUCCAAAGCCAAGGAUAAACAGUUACCCCGAAGAAAACCUUCCGGACGAUGAGAGAUGUCAGACAAUAAAGCAUUUUCCUGACUCCCAAAACAGAGCCCCCUCAGCUCACAGGAGACAGAGUAUUCCAGUGUGCGGGCCGCAAACUGAGCCUUCCCCCAUCGGUAUCAGCAGCAGCAUCAGCAGCCCGGGAUUACUUACGACUAGAUACAGUGACCUGGGAAAUGGAGGUAGCAUGAUGAAACUCAUAGAAGAAAAUACAGAAGGUUCUGGACAAAUCCCCCAGCUGCCACGGAAAAAAGAUAAGCGAGACUUUCCGAGGCCAGCGAUCAAUGGCCUGCCGCCAACACCAGAGGUGCUGAUGGGAGCAUGUUUUUCAAAAGUAUUUGAUGGCUGCCCUCUGAAGAUUAACUGUGCAACAUCAUGGAUACAUCCAGAUACAAAAGAUCAAUACAUUAUUUUUGGAACCGAGGAAGGUAUUUAUACAUUGAAUCUGAACGAACUUCAUGAAGCAACAAUGGAGCAGUUAUUCCCCCGGAAGUGUACCUGGCUGUAUGUUAUCAAUAAUACCUUAAUGUCAUUGUCAGAAGGAAAAACGUUUCAGCUUUACUCCCAUAACUUAAUAGCUUUGUUCGAACAAGCCAAAAAAACAGGAUUAGCUGCUCAUAUUCAAACACAUAGGUUUCCAGACAAAAUAUUACCAAGGAAGUUUGCCUUAACAACAAAGAUUCCCGAUACAAAAGGAUGCCACAAAUGUUGUAUAGUAAGAAAUCCAUAUACAGGACACAAGUACCUGUGUGGGGCAUUGCAGUCUGGAAUUGUUUUACUUCAGUGGUAUGAGCCAAUGCAGAAGUUCAUGUUAAUAAAGCACUUUGAUUUUCCUUUGCCAAGCCCUUUGAAUGUGUUUGAAAUGCUAGUGAUACCAGAGCAGGAAUACCCUAUGGUCUGUGUAGCUAUCAGCAAGGGUACAGAGCCAAAUCAAGUAGUUCAAUUUGAGACAAUCAACUUGAACUCUGCUUCUUCGUGGUUUACAGAAAUCGGUGCAGGCAAUCAACAGUUGGAUGCCAUUCAUGUCACACAGCUGGAAAGAGACACAGUUCUAGUCUGCUUGGACAAAUUCGUGAAAAUUGUGAAUUUACAAGGGAAGCUGAAGUCAAGCAAGAAGCUGGCCUCUGAGCUAAGUUUUGAUUUCUGCAUUGAAUCUGUGGUGUGCCUUCAGGACAGCGUGUUGGCCUUUUGGAAGCAUGGCAUGCAAGGCAAAAGUUUUAAAUCAGAUGAGGUUACCCAAGAGAUAUCAGAUGAAACCCGAGUUUUCCGCUUGUUGGGAUCAGACAGGGUUGUGGUGUUAGAAAGCAGGCCAACAGAAAAUCCUACCGCACACAGCAAUCUCUACAUCUUGGCUGGACAUGAAAAUAGUUACUAAGCAACAGUAACCCAACGCAAAAAACAAGCGAAUGAAUACAACACAUAAGGAAAAGAGGAACCAUUAAGGAAACUCGAUACAAGCUGGACUAGGACUUGCUAUUCCUUUUUUUUUUUUCUCGAUACCUUAACGAUCUGGUGUGUAGGGUAGAAGUCGAUAUGUUUUUGCAGCUGGAAACGGCUGGUUCCGUCUCUUGCCACUGUGUGGUUGGUUAUAUCAAGUUUGCUUAAUAAAAGCUCUGAGUUAAAUAGUCUUUCACUCCUUAGACAUAAAGAAACACAGCCAUUAAGAAAUAAUGUAUGCGAUAUAGGUGCCAUAAAAUGUUAAAUAUUUUACUUCCUUUGGAUUGUCUUUUCCUGUAGAUACAUAGCGCUGGCUGUUUCCCCUUUUAUACCAAGUCUUAUUCUUAAUAAAGAGGAUUCAUGUAGGAAGUGAGGGUAUCAGCAAAGCUUUUAGUUUUUAAACCUGCCAUUCUGUAUGGCUUUGUAAAAUAGACUAUUUAAUCCUUAUUUAUUAAUCUGCUGCUAGGAUGGUGUAAUGUAUCUAACUUUUAGCGAAGAAAGGUUGCAGAGCAGCUUACAAGUUUGUUUGUUUUUUACAAUUGUAUAAAGAUUUGAUUAUUCUUUCUCCUUGUAGAGAUGUAGUGCGUUGUGAAGGGGGUUAUAUUCCACUGUUGGUUGUUCUUGUAUAAAUGCAGUUUUGUACAACAAAGUAUUUUGUAUUGAUUUUCCCUGCAGCAUUGCCAUAAAAGGGAGUUUCUCAUUUACUGAAAUAAUUACAUGUAGGUUGUAUACAAAAUGUAAUAUUGAUGAUCUCUGAUAUUUUGCUAGUGGGUGGGUGUGCACUGUGUGUGCAUGUGUGCGUGUGUAGUUGACAGGCAGCCGUGUAUUUUAUAGCGGUAAAAUGCACACGUUUUAUUUUCAUACAUUAGAGCGAACUCUGGGGAAAUUUAUAUGAAAGCCUUAAGUGGAUUGUACCUAGUCAUCCUUAAUGAAUGAAAAUGAAAUGCAUCAAGCUGCCCAUGACGCAUUGUAUUUAUACUAUUCCAGAGGGGAGCUGGUAGGACAGCUAUGCUGACAAGGUUCUUGUUUGUAUGGUUGUUUAGGUCACUACUUGCCAAGCUGUUGUUCACUGAUGACUAUUUCCCAACUGCAUGGUGUGUGUGUGUGUGUGUGUGUGUGUGUGU